This is a messenger RNA of Paracoccidioides lutzii Pb01, 318 nucleotides long. RefSeq lists its product as hypothetical. The record is from RefSeq and is a predicted model, not a curated record. Bases 1 to 318 code for a protein of 105 amino acids. The transcript has a single exon.
AUGACGAGAUGUGUAGAUUACCGAAAUAUUGAGCUGAUAACCUAUCCUUUGUUUUCAAACAAAUGGCGAAUCAACAAAUUGCUGCUGAUUUGCGAGUCAAGUGUCCGAACGGUGUUCCCUUCCCGUGCGCUACAGGCACGACCUCAUAUUAGUUCCCCCAGUGGGCCAUCAGCCACGGGAGUUCCUGCGCCGCAUCACUCUAAACCAAAAGCGGCCCCUCCUGCAGACCUGUGGAUCUUGGAAUUUGCUUGGCUUGGAAUAGCACCGUCCUUCUGCUCAAGCUCUUCUGCGACGGAGUUGCCUGGUGAUGUAUUCUAA